This is a messenger RNA of Symbiodinium pilosum, 367 nucleotides long. Lineage: Eukaryota; Dinophyceae; Suessiales; Symbiodiniaceae. The record is from the annotation of a GenBank genome assembly.
GUUCUCUGCUGGACGCUCUCUGGGCAUUUCUGCCAUUGAGGUGGCAACAGCCUUGCUUCUGGAGGAACAGUACGGCUGGACGCCAGAGAAAAUCGGCUAUGCCCUGGGGCUUGUUUUUGCCCUGACAGCUUCCACAGGUCUUCUUGUGGCCUUGGUGCGGAACAGGCUGCUGUCUGAGUACGUGUUGAUGCUAACUCUGUCUUUCUUCAGCGUUGUGGGCUCUUCCCUUUUCUUCGACUUUGGAGCAACGAAGGGCAAGCAGCACAGCUCGCCCAUGCUGCUGAUGACUGCGGACAUGCUGGUGUACGCGUGUAUGUUUCAGCUCACCGCCUUCAUGGAGGGCAUCGCGACGCAAGCUGCAGUGCCA